CGGCGAUCACAACAAAGAUCAUCGUGAAGCUGUCGAAAAAAUAGCCGAGCGUUAUGUACGUGAUUCAAAAUUUGAAAUCGUACAACUAAAAGAAACUACCCAACUGAAACAUAACAGUUAUGGUCUAAUCAAGGUAUUACUACCGCGGUAGCCGAUUUUAAACCGACAUAUUUUGUCAAUAUGAUAUUUGGUGGAUAUGUAAUGACCGAUCAUACGUAUGAUGAAAAUGUUCAAUAUAUUGCUGAAUUACCCAGACUGGAAGAAAAUGAAAUCAACAAAUGGGUUUCAGAACUAAAUUCCAAAGCAAACCAGUCACCAAAUAAAUAUCAACGGUUCGACGGCUCAUUCCGAGAUAAGAUUGGUAUUAAUAUCGUUAGAAAACAAAUACAAAAACUAUGGCAAACAGCAUUUAGUGCAGCUUUACCGAAACUAAAUUCGGUCAUCAGUCAACAAUUGAUACUAGCAAAACAAAAAUACGCUGAAUUAUUGAAACAAUUUUCGCAACAGGAUACAUCAACCAUACGUGAAAUUUAUGGAGAUUAUGUCAGAGAAUUUGGUUCAAGUAUGUGUGAUUAUAUGGCGUACCGGUCGGAAAUUGAUUUUUUUUUCCCAACACCUAAAGCCGGUACUUCCUAUGAAGAAAUUGAACAUGAUUUCAAAAAUGAUUGGGAACGACACCAUCCGCUGGAAUGGAGUGCCUAUUUGACGUCUCAACAGAUAGAAGAAAAACAAUGUGAACUAAUACCAAUACUCAAAUUGAAACUAUUAGGUGCGAGACAAUUUUUACGUUUACAACAAGUUUUUUCUUAUAUGAUAUUAGCAUAUGAACCACGUAAAUUGACACGAGAUAUAAUUGAAAUAUCAGAAUCACAUUUGUAUGGUGGAAUUGAUGAUAAUGAAAAUUUAGCUAAAGCUGUUAGAGAACGCGUCCGAUCAGGAAUACGUGAAACAUUUUUAAUUGGUAUUUGUUGUUUAACGCAAAUGUAUAGAUACAUAUUGGAUACAUGUAAACAAGAUAUUAAACAUUAUUUAUUACAAUCACGACCACAUUUAAUUGACCACAGCAAAUUUUUAAGUUUAUUCGAUUUAGAAUAUCAUCGAAUCGUUCGUCAGCUGCUGCUUGAAGCAGUACAAUCAGUUAAACAUGCGCGUAAUAUAAGUACAUCAUACAUUGUGUGUGAUAUAACAGCACGUAUUAAAAAGCUGGCAUUUUCAAUUCCAACUGAAAUCAAACAACCAUAUUUUGAGCAGAAAAUACCCGGUUUAACGAGCACGAACAAUGACGAAGACGAAGUAAACGUAGCUGAUAUAUUUAAAGCAAUACCAUGCCCCAAAAUACUUGAUU
Didymodactylos carnosus is the source of this 1345-nucleotide messenger RNA. NCBI's taxonomy places the organism in Eukaryota, Metazoa, Rotifera, Eurotatoria, Philodinida, Philodinidae. The record is from the annotation of a GenBank genome assembly.